Molecule: messenger RNA, 1946 nt
Organism: Pecten maximus
Lineage: Eukaryota; Metazoa; Mollusca; Bivalvia; Pectinida; Pectinidae
Exons: 2
Coding region: 100-1611 (503 amino acids)
Source: RefSeq, a predicted model, not a curated record
GAUUUCCGAUGACGUCACGCAAUUUCCGGUAUGUAAAAUAGCCGCCAUAUUGGAGGUGAAGCAGUGCAUAUCGAUUGACCUACCUUUAGCGUAAACAAAAUGGUGAAUUAUUGUGCGAUGAUUGGUUGUAACAACACAGGUGGGAGGGACAGAGUUUCUUUCUUUCGUUUACCGGCCGUUAUCACAUCUCAAGGUGAAAAGACGCAUGGACUCUCAGAAAAACGAAGGAGGUUGUGGUUGACUAAAAUCAGUAGAGCAGAUCUUGAACCGUCGUCCUACCCAUACUUGAGAGUUUGUUCGGAACAUUUCGUUUCAGGAAAACCUUCCAGUCUUUAUCCUGAAAACUCAGCUGACUGGGCUCCUUCACUGAAACUUGGCCAUCAUAAGCAGACAACAGUGAUCAACCCCACUCCAGAAAGGGAAAGUCGAUUGAAAGGCAGAGUGGAAAAGAGAAGGAAUGUGGAAGCAGCACAAUCUCUUGUUGCACUUUUCAAUUCCAAAGAGGUUACAACUGAUCAUGAGCUCGAUGAAUCUGAGGAAGCCCACCCUGAUGUUCAGAUGGACACCAACAGGAUAGGAGAUGAGGCAGAAUUUGACAAAUCCAUGCAAACAGAGAUUUCAUCAGGUAACAUAAAUGCUAUGGAGAGUGAACUCAAUAGGUUGCUUGUCGAAAACAUUGGAUUGAAGGAACAGUUGGCAGCUUCUUCAAUUACUGAGGACACAUUCAAAGCUGAUGAUGAGAAAGUGAAGUUUUUUACUGGUUUGCCAUCAUUUGCUGUUCUGAUGACACUGUUUUGGUUUGUUGAACCUGAAAUAUCCUGCUCACACAACAGCUCCUUGACCAAAUUUCAGAAGAUGGUGCUGGUGCUAAUGCGGCUAAAAUUGAACUUGCCUGUAACCUUUUUGGCAGACAAAUUUAAGGUUUCUGCUUCAACAGUGUCCAGAACUAUGUUAAGUGUUCUAAACACAUUACACAUAAAAUUGAAGCCUCUAAUAUAUUGGCCGACGAAGGAGGAACGACGACAAACAAUGCCUAUGGAAUUUAGGAAGUACUUUGGGUUGAAAGUAGCGGUCAUUAUAGACUGUUUUGAGGUGUUUAUCGAAAAGCCAUCUGAUUUGACAGCACGCUCGCAAACAUGGAGUUCCUAUAAGCAUCACAAUACUGUGAAAUUUUUGAUAGGGAUCUCGCCCCAGGGUACCAUUGUAUUCAUCAGUGAUGCGUAUGGAGGACGUGCUUCAGACAAAUUCAUAACAAAGGACAGUGAAUUUCUUAAUAAGUUGGAAUAUGGGGAUGUUGUUCUUGCUGACCGUGGAUUUGACAUAGCAGAGGAGGUGGCUCAAGUCAACGGUGAAGUUCGGAUACCAGCAUUCACAAAGGGAAAGGAUCAGUUGGCAGCUGUUGAUGUUGAAAGCACCAGAAGACUUGCACAUGUGCGCAUUCAUGUUGAAAGGGUUAUUGGUUUAGUUAGGAACAAGUAUAAGAUCAUGCACGACACUUUGCCUCUUGACUAUUUCAACUCGGUAGAUGAGUCUACUCCUACAAUUGACAAGAUUGUGACUGUAUGUUGUGCGCUUACAAAUAUGUGUAAAUCUGUAGUGCCAUUUGAUUAGAACAUAUCCACAUGUACAUGUAUUAUAGCUGUGCAUUUACCAAUACUUGCAGUGAAAUAUAUACCUGUAACCCAUAUACCAAAAUGCAGCCAAACGUAGUCUCUGUUUUGUAAUUUAUAUUUUAUAAUCCGAGUCACAACCUAGUUCUUUGUGUAUGUAAUAUUAAUUGUGAGAGUAAAAUUGAAAUAUUUAUUAUAAAUCAAUAUUUGAAUUGUCCAUCUUCAUAGUGCUUCAUAUAUCAUAUCAUAUUAUAGUACACUGUAUAUUGUGUACUAUAAGCUAGUCUAUAUGUUAUAUAUAUGCGAUAACUGCUGCUUUCCAUUAAAAUGUCAUUA